AUGGCUGACCCUCCAUUGUCUGAUGACGAAGACGUAGACAGUGUAGUCCCUUGGAUAAGUUGCGAUGGAUGUGCAUCAUGGUGCCAUAUGGUCUGCGCAAACAUACUUUCAAGUGAAGUUCCCAAUCAUUGGCUUUGUAUAAACUGCCAAGAAAUUUGGUAA
Messenger RNA from Paramuricea clavata, 162 nucleotides. NCBI's taxonomy places the organism in Eukaryota, Metazoa, Cnidaria, Anthozoa, Malacalcyonacea, Plexauridae. The record is from the annotation of a GenBank genome assembly.